This is a messenger RNA of Salvia hispanica, 1938 nucleotides long. RefSeq names its product serine/threonine-protein kinase AtPK2/AtPK19-like. Lineage: Eukaryota; Viridiplantae; Streptophyta; Magnoliopsida; Lamiales; Lamiaceae. Gene Ontology annotation, molecular function: protein serine/threonine kinase activity; ATP binding. The record is from RefSeq and is a predicted model, not a curated record. Gene Ontology annotation, biological process: protein phosphorylation.
AUAUAUAUAUAAACACCACGACAACCCAUAUUUUGGUUAGUUUCCAAUCCAUUGAAAUUUUUAGAAACGCUCCUCAAUUCGCCUUCUCCACAGCCCUCCCAAGACGUGACGGAAGAUCUUCAUGAGUUCUACACCCACAGUGGUAUCCAGAGUUUCCUGCAAAUUGGGAAACAAGAGCAGCUUCUUCUUCUGGAUUCUCUUUUGCUUGCUAUUGAAGAUCUUGAGAUCUCCAAAAAUAGAUAUCUCAUCGUUUAAGGCUGACUCUUCAUUAUUCUGCACCUUGGGAGGGCUCCAGUUGUCGUGCUGAUUGAUAAUUGGCCAUCUGCAUCCUGCAUUUAAAAUAAUUCAGCAUGGUUUCUUCUCAAAUACUACCUUCCGUGACAAAAGAUGGCAAGCGCAAACCGACCCACCACCAGAUACUCUUACCUGUGAGUCCACCUGAUGUUGUUUCUUCUGAACAGGUUGAGUUAGACUUUUCUGACGUGUUUGGCCCUCCACCUGUUCAUGCCUCAAAUGAAGUCAGCUAUAAAAAUGGUGAAGUAAAUGAGCUUGUUUAUGAUGAUCCUGAGGUCAUUUACAAUCGAUCACAUUCACUAGUUGGUCCUUCUGCUUGUGUUAGCCAAUCUCUGAACCUCAGUGGCCUGACCAUUCAUGAAACUGAAGAGCAGAUAGAGUUUCUGGACUCUGUUAUGAAUGUGACCUGUAAAAAAGGUCAGGACGCCUCUGUGGAUGAUUCUGUUUCUGAGGUCUGCGAUAGUAUGAUGAAGACCCAAGCAGUAGGCCUCGAGGAUUUUGAGGUUUUAAAAGUUGUUGGACAAGGGGCAUUUGCAAAAGUUUAUCAAGUGAAGAAGAGGGGCACGUCUGAAAUAUAUGCUAUGAAGGUCAUGAGGAAGGAUAAGAUCAUGGAGAAAAACCAUGCUGAAUAUAUGAAAGCGGAGAGGGAUAUAUUAACAAAGAUUGACCAUCCCUUUGUUGUCCAGCUGAGAUACUCGUUCCAGACCAAAUAUAGACUUUACCUUGUUUUGGACUUUAUCAAUGGUGGUCACCUGUUUUUUCAACUUUACCAUCAUGGCCUUUUCAGAGAGGAUCUGGCUCGCAUCUAUGCAGCAGAAAUUGUUUCAGCAGUGACGCACCUUCAUGCAAAUGGAAUAAUGCACCGGGAUCUCAAACCUGAAAAUAUCCUUCUGGGUGCCGAUGGCCAUGUCUUACUCACCGACUUUGGAUUAGCAAAAGAGUUGGAAGGGAAUGCAAGAGCGAAUUCCUUGUGUGGAACUGUAGAAUAUAUGUCUCCUGAAAUUAUUCUUGGGAAGGGCCAUGACAAGGCUGCUGAUUGGUGGAGUGUUGGAGUUCUAUUGUUUGAGAUGCUUACUGGAAAGCCCCCUUUUAUUGGAGGAAAUAGGGACAAGAUUCAGCAAAAGAUAAUCAAGGACAAAGUUAAGCUGCCUGGCUUUCUAUCAAGCGAAGCACAUUCCCUGUUGAAAGGGCUACUGCAAAAGGAACCAAGUAAGCGGUUUGGUAGUGGGAAGAAGGGUAGCGAUGAAAUAAAGAGCCAUAAGUGGUUCAAGUCAAUUCACUGGAAGAAAUUGGAGGCGAGGGAAAUAACACCAAGCUUCCGUCCUGUGGUUGGUGGAGACCUUUGCAUCGCGAAUUUUGACAAACAAUACACAGAUAUGUCAUUGUCUGAUUCCCCUGCUUCAAGUCCUAAAGUCGAUGGAAAUAUGUUCCUGGGUUUCACCUAUGUCAGGCCGGCUUCCUCCUUUCUCAAAUGAAAUUAGCUAGGACUUAUUUAUGGUUAGCUUUUCUUCAACAGAUUUGGAGUAAGUUAGGAGGGUUUUAUUGUGUGUUUACUACUCCGACAUUUCUUGAUACUGUUGACAUGGUUGUAAUUCAAAUUCAAAAUCAACAAUUAAUGGAUUAUUGAAUGUUUUAAGAGAUGUA